Drosophila subpulchrella is the source of this 2975-nucleotide messenger RNA. RefSeq names its product aminopeptidase Ey-like. The transcript has 7 exons. Lineage: Eukaryota; Metazoa; Arthropoda; Insecta; Diptera; Drosophilidae. Gene Ontology annotation, molecular function: peptide binding; metalloaminopeptidase activity; zinc ion binding. Bases 99 to 2882 code for a protein of 927 amino acids. Gene Ontology annotation, cellular component: cytoplasm. Gene Ontology annotation, biological process: proteolysis; peptide catabolic process. The record is from RefSeq and is a predicted model, not a curated record.
UAUAUACAAGAAAUUUUACGUAAUGGGAACUAAGUAUUAAACUACAGUGAAAUAGAUGCGUUGACUAAUACUAAAGAUUCCUAAUUCGCGAUUUGAGAAUGGAAUGGUUCUCAAUUUUUGUGGUUGGCCUUUGGUUGGGCUUAGCGAUGGCUAAAUCAGAGUCCAGCUAUAACUACUAUCGACUGCCGACAUCUUUACGACCCCAAAAGUAUUACUUGAGUAUUCUGACCAAGCUGGAAAAUCCGGAGGAUCUUCGGUUUAACGGAACUUCAAAAAUUCUAGUAGAAGUUUUAGAAAAUACCAGUAACAUCACAUUGCACUCAAAGAAUCUGACCAUCAAUGAGUCGGAGAUCACUCUUCGUCAAAUAAAAGGUGAAGGAAAUCCGGACAACUGCGUGACCUCCACAUCGGUGAAUCCCACCCAUGACUUCUAUAUCCUUAACACCUGCAAGGAGUUAUUGGCUGGCCAUGUCUAUGAACUGAACUUACCCUUCUCAGCUGAGUUAAACCGACAACUUGAGGGCUACUACCGCAGUUCCUACUUGGAUCCUGUGACCAAUGAAACGAGAUGGAUAUCCAUUACCCAAUUCGCACCGGCUUCGGCACGAUUGGCUUUCCCUUGCUUCGAUGAGCCUGGGUAUAAGGCACCCUUUAUAAUCACAUUGGGUUAUCACAAAAAUUACACGGGUCUGAGCAAUAUGCCAGUGAGGGAAACUAAGCCACAUAAGUACCUUCUGGAUUACAUUUGGACGGAGUUCCAAGAGUCGGUGCCGAUGUCUACCUACCUGGUUGCAUAUUCUGUAAAUGAUUUCUCCAACAAGCCAUCAACAUUACCAAAUAGCGUCCAAUUUCGAACCUGGGCUCGUUCCAAUGCCAUUGAUCAGUGCGAUUUUGCGGCUGAAUUUGGACCCAAAGUUCUGCAGUACUACGAUGAGUUCUUCGACAUUAAAUUUCCGCUUCCGAAGAUCGAUCAGUUUGCAGUGCCCGAUUUGAGUUACAAUGCCAUGGAGAACUGGGGUCUGGUGACCUUUAGGGAGUCCAGACUUCUUUUCUCUCCAGGUCAUUCCUCUCUGGCGGACCAACAGAUGUUGGCCUAUGUAGUGGCCCAUGAGUUGGCUCACCAAUGGUUCGGCAAUCUGGUCACAAUGAAGUGGUGGACUGAUCUCUGGCUCAACGAGGGAUUCGCCACUUACGUGGGCAGCUUGGGUGUGGAGAACAUCCAUCCCGAUUGGCAUUCAAAGGACAGAAGUGCUCUAUCCUCUAUGAUGACCUCUUUUCGACUGGAUGCUUUAGUAAACAGUCACCCAAUAUCAAGGCCCAUUCAAAUGGUGUCGCAGAUUACUGAAAGUUUCGAUGAGAUCUCGUACCAGAAGGGAUCUUGUGUGCUGCGUAUGAUGCACUUGUUUCUGGGAGAAGAUGCCUUCCGAUCCGGAUUAAAAUCGUAUCUACAGUUAUAUGCGUACAAAAAUGCCGAACAGGAUAAUCUUUGGGAGUCCCUCACUCAAGCUGCACAUAAAAAUGGUGCAUUGUCGAAUAACUACGACAUCAAGACAAUAAUGGACUCUUGGACUCUGCAAACCGGCUAUCCUUUGGUCAAUGUAACCCGUGACUAUACGGCAAAAACCGCUAGGCUCAGUCAAGAACGAUACCUCCGGAAUAUUGCUAUUUCAAGAUCCGAGCAUGGUCAAUGCUGGUGGAUCCCACUGAGCUACACGACCCAGAAUAAAAAGGACUUCAGUAACACGGCGCCCAAGGCCUGGAUGGAGUGCACCAGGACUGGCGAAAGUAUUCCCAAGACCAUCCAGGAUCUCCCUGGACCCGAUCAGUGGGUGAUUUUUAACAACCAGUUGUCGACACCUUACAAAGUAAACUACGAUGCCCAGAAUUGGAGACUUCUGAUCAAGACUUUGAACAGCGAGGAGUUCCAGAGUAUUCACGUCAUCAAUAGGGCCCAGCUCAUAGACGAUGUCUUGUACUUUGCUUGGACAGGGGAACAGGACUACGAGACCGCACUGCAGGUGACCGACUAUCUGCAAAGGGAGCGGGAUCUUCUUCCUUGGAGAUCGGCAUUCAACAAUCUAAAGUUGCUGAAUCGCAUACUUCGACAAACUCCCAACUUUUUGUUCUUUAAACGCUACAUGAAAAAGCUCUUAAGUCAAAUCUACGAACACCUGAACGGCAUGAACGACACAUUUAGCUCGAUUCUACAGGAGGACCAGAUCCUAUUAAAGACGAUGGUGGUCGAUUGGGCGUGCCAGUACCAGGUGUCCGAUUGCGUACCCCGGUCACAGUCCUAUUUCCGUAGGUGGCGAUCUGAGCCUAAUCCAGACGGAAACAACCCGAUUCCGAUCAACUUUCGCAGCACUGUGUACUGCGCUGCAAUAAAAUAUGGUACUGAUGAGGAUUGGGAUUUCCUCUGGUCGCGGUACAAGAAAUCAAAUGUGGGAUCAGAAAAGCAGACCAUUUUGACUACCCUUGGCUGCUCAAGAGAAGUUUGGAUAUUGCAGAGUUACCUGGAGGCUGCUUUUGAUCCCAAGGGAGCCAUUCGUACACAAGAUUCUUCGCUAAGCUUCCAAGCAGUAGCCUCCAAUGAAUUGGGAUUCCUCCUGGCAAAGAAGUAUUUAAUUAACAACGUGGACUUUAUCAUUAAAUACUAUCAUCCCCAGACAAGGAGCAUGUCUCGACUUUUGCCACCUCUUUCUGAGCAAGUUACUACGGCGAGUGACUUAAAUGAGUUCAGGAACUUCGUUUACGAUUCGAGAGAGUCCCUGAAAGUUGUUGAUCAGGCGAUUCAGCAGAGUUUGGAGACAAUGCUGACCAAUGUGCAAUGGAUGGAACGAAACUAUCAACAGUUGUCCCUCUACAUCCAGCAUCAUUUAUAGACAAUUCGGUUACAUUGCUCAGAAGCUCUAAACGUCAAAAGAAAAAUUAUAAACAUUUAAAAUUUCUCAAAUAAACCACCUAAUACUCUAUAU